This is a messenger RNA of Pichia membranifaciens NRRL Y-2026, 666 nucleotides long. RefSeq lists its product as hypothetical. The record is from RefSeq and is a predicted model, not a curated record. Bases 1 to 666 code for a protein of 221 amino acids. The transcript has a single exon. NCBI's taxonomy places the organism in Eukaryota, Fungi, Ascomycota, Pichiomycetes, Pichiales, Pichiaceae.
AUGGUGAGAACAAGAUCACAUAAGACUUUCGAUGACGAUGAUGAGGUUCAAGUCCAGAAGGUUGUGAAUAUUGGGAAGUCAGAUAUUCUGGAAAUCGGAGAGAGUGAAAAAGAAGACAAAAUUAGUGAAAGUGAAGAGGACAGCGAUGAUGCUCCUGAAGAAGAGUCUUUAUCUGUUACUAAACAGAACAUGAAGAAAAAACAAACAGAACAAGAGAAAAUUUUGAAAGAGAGAAGAGCUCAAGUAAAAGCGAAACAUAGAGAACAAGAAGAAAGAAGGAAAGCUGCAAAGUUAGAACAAGAAAUCAAAAAGUUAGAGAAACAAAAGAAAAAGAUCCAAUCAGAUGAGGAUGAAGUAUUUGACGAAUUACCAGAAGAUUUACUUCAGAAUAUCGAAUUCUCCGCUAAGGACGAAGCUGAAAGUAGAAACAAAAAGAUAGUGUUCAAUGAUACGGAGGAAGACAAAAGAAUAAACAAAUUGAACAAAAGAAGAAAGAGAGAAGAACGUCUCAAUUCUUUGAGGCAAUUAAAUGCCAAAAACGAGAAAGAAGUUGAAGGAGGUAUAUAUAUCAAGAUUUUGAAAGGUAAGAAUAGUGGUAACAUUUCUAACGCAAUCGGAAAUAAAAGAGACGAAUGGUUGAACAGAAAGCGUAUACGUAGAGAAUAA